AAGGAUUGCUGACGCGCGUUGCGCCCUUUCUGACCAACUUUCAGCUUCUUCCAAAAACAUUUCAAAGUAACUGAAAGAUAUACCAUGUCGCUGUUUUCAAGGCCCAAAAAGCAAAGUGAAGGCCCCUCACCUAGCCCCCUGCAAGACGGUCGUCGCAAACAGAUUACCUCCCUUCAUACCCACCAGCUUGCUGUCCGCGAACUUCAACCUGACACAGUCUAUGAAGUCACAACAACAACACCAUCAAGCCUUACUCUGCAAUUGACUAUCACACUCCCGCCUACCUUCCCGGACACGCCUCCCAGUAUAAAGGUCAAACCGCCUGUUCAGCAUGCUUGGGUCGAUAAAGCAGGAUACGUUAUUGGACAUGAACGUCUUGCGAGAUGGGAUGCCGGUCAGGGUAUUGUUCUAGGACGACUUUUGAGGGAGAUUAUCCAAGAGUUUGCCAUACGUCCACCAUCUCGACCUGAGCAUUCGUAUCAGCACCAUCACUCCCCAACGACAACAAGUGUACCAGGACCCUCUCUGAUGCACCCACAGCAUGCUCCUAUUCCCGAAUUUCCAGAAGUGGAUCAUUUAUCACUCGAAGAACUCGAUGAUCUGCUCAAGAAUGAAGAGGCUUUGGGACUGUUUUUUGAACAAAUGGAGCAUGUGAAAAGUAUGAGACAGGUGCACGCAGAUCUUGUCGUGGGGAAUGAGGCUUUGGCGCGACGCAAUUUGGAAAAGGAGAAUGAAAUAAAUGCGCUCAAGUCAAGCCUUACAGAGCAAGUCACCUUGAUGCGGUCUCAGAAAAACUUGUUUGAUGAAAAUUCAAAGAUUCGAGAAGAUGAGCUCAUGCGUUUCGGAUCUGAUUACAUCACCAGCAAACUCCGAGCUGCUCUCAGUCAGUCUGAUGAGCUCUCAGAUUCAAUUGCAACGUCAUUUGUGGACGGAAAGCUCGGUGUGGAUGAUUUCUUGAAACAGUUCCGCGAUGUACGAAAGGUGUAUCAUCUGCGAGCUGCAAAGCUGGAGCGAAUAUCACGAGAACCGGGGCUCUUGUCUGCACCUUAACUGUUACCCAUAUAUUAUAAAUAUGAAUUAUUUACAUGUCUUGCACUGUAGUAGCAGACUGAAGAUCCA
Messenger RNA from Spizellomyces punctatus DAOM BR117, 1119 nucleotides. RefSeq lists its product as uncharacterized. Bases 85 to 1050 code for a protein of 321 amino acids. Lineage: Eukaryota; Fungi; Chytridiomycota; Chytridiomycetes; Spizellomycetales; Spizellomycetaceae. Gene Ontology annotation, biological process: ubiquitin-dependent protein catabolic process via the multivesicular body sorting pathway; protein targeting to membrane; protein targeting to vacuole. The transcript has 4 exons. The record is from RefSeq and is a predicted model, not a curated record. Gene Ontology annotation, cellular component: ESCRT I complex.